Messenger RNA from Lodderomyces oxycetoniae, 2982 nucleotides. It is a transcript of the gene PFK1, whose product is annotated as 6-phosphofructokinase subunit alpha. Bases 1 to 2982 code for a protein of 993 amino acids. Gene Ontology annotation, cellular component: 6-phosphofructokinase complex; mitochondrion; cytoplasm. The record is from RefSeq and is a predicted model, not a curated record. The transcript has a single exon. Gene Ontology annotation, biological process: canonical glycolysis; fructose 6-phosphate metabolic process; fructose 1,6-bisphosphate metabolic process. Gene Ontology annotation, molecular function: fructose-6-phosphate binding; 6-phosphofructokinase activity; AMP binding. Lineage: Eukaryota; Fungi; Ascomycota; Pichiomycetes; Serinales; Debaryomycetaceae.
AUGUCUAUGGAAGAUUUGGUUAGCAGGUUAAGUUAUAUCUCACUCAUUACCAAUGAUCAAGACAAGUUUCUUCAGCUGUUCAAGUUUUAUACCAAUUUGGGCUUUAGGUUGGCAAAGAACUUUUCAAGAGUAAGUCCUGCGGGAGCCACGGCAGCCCACAUUCCUCAAUUGCAAUUGGGAGUGUCUAAGGACUCCCUAAGAGAAGUAUGGAUUGAGUCGUUUCCUUUACAAGAUUUAGAUGAAAACGGAAAUUUGCGUCCCUGGCAAGAGUCAAAGGUUUAUUUUGGAGACAAUUGUCAGAAAUUGUCGGAAUCAACUGUUAUCAAGCUUAGAUUGUCCAGCGAGACAGAGGCUCAAAGUAGUGUUGAAAAAAAACUUGAGUUCUUCACCACCAAUUUGAAAGAAAUUGAAAAAAUACUUAAAGAAAAUGAUGUUAAAUAUCAACAAGUUAAUGAUAAUCUUAUCCAUGCAAAAGAUCCUCUUGGUAACGAUGUGUGCUUUGCAAAUAAGAAAACCCCAUUGAGCCUGGUAGAAUACUCAUCAACACAAGAAUAUAUCGAUUCUACCACUAAAGAGAUUUUACAAAAUAAGAAUUCAAUGGAUCUCAGGCGUCGAUUCAAAUCAGAGAUAAGUAUUGCUAUUGACGAGAUGGAGAAGAAAACGAAAACCGGAACUGGUAACAAAGCGGCAAAGAAAAAGAAGAUCGCAGUGAUGACGUCGGGCGGUGAUGCCCCGGGUAUGAAUCCAGCCGUGAGAGCCGUUGUUAGAGCAGGUAUCUUUUAUGGAUGUGAUGUCUUUGCCGUUUAUGAAGGGUACGAAGGUUUGGUCAAAGGUGGUGACUUGUUAAAACAAAUGGACUGGGCUGACGUGCGUUCAUAUUUAUUCUUGGGUGGAACUGCUAUUGGUACAGCUAGGUGUAAGGAAUUCAGAGAGCGUGAAGGAAGAUUGCAGGCGGCAUAUAAUAUGGUUAUCAAUGGUAUUGAUGCUUUAGUCGUUUGUGGUGGUGACGGUUCAUUAACUGGUGCUGAUUUAUUUAGAAGCGAAUGGCCAUCCUUAGUUGAUGAAUUGAUCAAAAAAGGGAAGUUGACAAAAGACCAGGCUGCUCCUUAUAAGCAUCUCACUAUUGUUGGGUUGGUUGGCUCUAUUGAUAACGAUAUGUCGGGAACAGAUGUCACUAUUGGUGCUUAUUCUGCAUUGGAAAGAAUCACUGAGAUGGUUGAUUAUAUUGAUGCAACUGCAGCUUCACAUUCAAGGGCUUUUGUUGUGGAAGUUAUGGGUAGACAUUGUGGAUGGUUAGCACUUUUGUCAGGAAUAGCUACUGGUGCCGACUAUGUAUUCAUACCUGAAAGACCGCCAAAAGCAGGGGAAUGGAAAAAGGAAUUAACCGAAGUAUGUGCAAGACACAGAUCUUAUGGAAGAAGAAAAACAACAGUUAUUAUUGCUGAAGGUGCUAUUGAUGACGAAUUGAACCCAAUUAGUUCAGAGGAUGUUAAAAAGGUGUUGGUUGAUUUGGGACUAGACACAAGGGUGACCAUUUUGGGACACGUGCAAAGAGGAGGUACAGCAGUUGCUUUUGAUAGAAGAUUAGCUACCAUGCAAGGUGUUGAAGCGAUUAAAGCUGUGUUGGAAUUGACUCCAGACACUCCUUCUCCGAUGAUUGGAAUUUUGAAGAACAAGAUUGUUAGAUAUCCACUAGUCGAUGCCGUCAAACAGACAAAAGCCGUUGCAGAAGCAAUUGGACAAAAAGAUUUUGAAAAAGCCAUGAGUUUAAGAGAUUCAAACUUUUUCGAGGCUUACAAAUACUACCGUGCAAUCACAUAUUAUGACGAUAGGUCGCAACAGUUACCUGAAAACAAAAGAUUAAACAUUGCUGUUGUUCAUGUAGGUGCAGCAUCUGCUGGAUUGAAUGCGGCUACUAGAGCCACGGUGUUGUACAGUAUAUCACGUGGUCAUAACUUGUAUGCGGCACAAGAAGGAUUUUCCGGAUUAGCUGAAGGAAAGUUGAAAAAACUUGAAUGGUUAGAUGUUGAAGGAUGGCAUAGUGAAGGUGGAAGUGAGAUUGGAACAAAUCGAUCACUACCUUCUCAAAAUUAUGGUAAAAUCGCAUAUUAUUUACAAAAGUUUAAUAUUCAGGGAUUAAUUAUUAUAGGAGGGUUUGAAGCUUUUGAAGCAUUGCAUCAAUUAAACGAGGAAAAAGUAAACUAUCCAAUAUUUGAAAUGCCGCUGGUGGUUGUUCCAUCAACUGUUUCCAACAAUGUUCCUGGAUCGGAAUAUUCUCUUGGAUCAGAUACUUGUUUGAAUGAAUUGGUUUCAUAUUGUGAUGCUGUGAUACAAUCUGCAUCAUCCAGUCGUAGAAGAGUUUUUGUUGUUGAAGUACAAGGAGGUCAUUCUGGUUAUGUAGCCUCUUAUUGUGGUUUAAUUACAGGAGCAUUGGCUACGUACACUCCAGAGGCCAAAAUCAAUUUGAUGGAAUUACAAAGAGAUAUUGAAUUGUUAUUCAAAGUAUUCCAAACUGAUCGUGGUGAGGAUCAUAAUGGUAAAUUGGUUGUUCGUAAUGAGCAGGCAUCACUGGUUUAUUCAACACAGUUGAUUGCGGAUAUAAUGAAGGAGAAUGCCAAUAAUAGAUUUGAAACACGGACGGCAAUUCCCGGUCAUGUGCAACAAGGAUAUACUCCAACUGGAAACGAUCGUGUAAUGGCAGUUAAAUUUGCAUUAAAAGGAAUGGAGUUUAUCGAAGAAUGGAACCAUUGUUCAGAGAAACAUGAUAUCCAUAUCGAGGAUGCCGAUGUGGAAAAACAUUCAGCUGUCGUGAUUGGUAUCAUUGGUGAUACUGUUGAGUUUACAAGUGUCAAACAUUUAUACGAUAGAGAAGCCGAUGUUGCCUUGAGAAAGGGUAGGACUAUACACUGGAAAGAUAUGAUUGAGGUUGAGGAUAUGUUGAGUGGUAAGACUUUACUUAAGAUAGAACAUGAGGAUUCGUGA